UUGUAAUACGAGAGCCGACAUGUCUCGUUAAUGCGUAGAUAGUGAUUUAUUAAGUAAUUAUCUGUUUAACGUCACGUAAAGUCACAGUUUUUAAUACCAGGGCCUACCUAUUGCAUUAAACAUGAGUUGAUUGAUUGAUUUAACCUCUGACCUAUGCUCGUCUUAUGGAAAAAACAGUAAUUUCUUGGUGCCCGUUGCAUUAUGCACACGUUUAGCUCUAUCAAUGUCACUUUACAUUAAAGUUUACUGUCUGAGACUCGUGUUUACAUUGUUUUAAUGCAACAAGCAGGCCUUGUAGUGCUACUGUAACCUCUGACCUGUGCUUUUCUCAUCAAUAUGCUGUAAUAUCUCGGUGCCUGUUGCAUUACGCACACGUUUGGCUCUAUUAAAGUCUGUUAUUUGUUAUUCAUGUCCUCUUUCUUGUGUGUCGUUUCAGAAACAUGGCUCCUGUGAAGUGCCCCUUUUGCCGCAAACCCCGGGCCAACAUGAGGCAACACCUCCGGGUAUCCCAUGGCAUCCUUAACCUCAGGGAAAGGCACCUUUGGGUCAGCUUUUCCCUGAGGAAGGUCACGGAGCCUUUCCGGCCGUGCCCGUUGUGUGGCCGGUCGGUCAAAUACAUCCGGCCACACUUCGCAAACUCCCACAAGGAUCUGUCGGACAAGGAGCUCAAGAGGACUGUCCGGCAUUUCCAGUGGGAGAUCACCAUGGAGAGGCUCCGUGAGCUUGAGGCCAGCAACCCGGAGGUGCCUCUCGUCACACUUGAUGAACCCUCUGACGAUCCUGACACGCAGAAUGAGGUCUGCCCGCCGGUCUGCCCGCUGGUCUGCCCGCCCGUCAUUCCUGCGAGCAGCGACCCUCACACUGGCUUCUCCUUUGAUGCCUUUCUAAUGACCAUUGGAGAUGGGGUCGAGGCCAGUGUGGGGGUCAAUGAAGUGGAGCCAUUUGAAAUGGACAUAGUGUCCAUGAGUUUCAUGGAGAUGCUUGAGGACAAUUCCAUGGAUCCUCUCCAGUGGGGGGAUACGCUCCUAGGGCCGCAGUACCCCUCACUGGAGGAUAUCUAAAAAGUUUUAAUUGUUUUAAGUGUUUAUCAAUGUGUGUUCAAUAAAGUUUUUAUAUGUGUUUUAA
Misgurnus anguillicaudatus (oriental weatherfish) is the source of this 1125-nucleotide messenger RNA. Lineage: Eukaryota; Metazoa; Chordata; Actinopteri; Cypriniformes; Cobitidae. The record is from RefSeq and is a predicted model, not a curated record.